AUCAGGCCUUCAUCUGAAGAGUGAGAAGAUCUUGAGAGCAUGUUCAUUUUCAUCAAACAUGGAGAUAAUCACCAGUUUCUGGUCAAUACCAAUUGCUCUGUCCUUCUGUUGCCGCAUUACACCCGCAAUAAAGUAGGGUUGCCUAAAACAGACACCAUCGAUGUGUGUGACGAAACGGGGACAACGAAGUUGCUUUUCCUGACGAAGACCCCUGGAGACUAUGCCAGCAAAUUCCUUACUGCUCGAAACACCUACUGUAUUUGUAAGGUGGAGCCUGGAGCACCAGGUAGAGGCUUGGGAGCAUUCCUGAAAGAUAGGGCAGGGCCCUCAAAAUGGAUUGUGAACCUUGACCCUCAACCAGGUCCAAAUUGACCAUCUCCAGUCAGCCUAAGAAAGGGCACCGCCUCUACAACAAUAGGGUAGGUUUAUGCAUAUUAUGCUCCCCCCACCUGAUCCUAGGGUUGGACCUGAGGGGGACGAAAUCAGGAAUAUCAGCUCACAGUAGCAUUGGGGGUUAGGUUCCUGAAAUCUUGGGCUUUGGAAGGGGGGAGACGGGGUGACAGGGGCUGGAGAGAGCACACUGCUGUGUUCACAGGAACCUGACUGGAGAAUGCCCACAGAGCUUUUGUGCCUCUCCUGAAGAAUCCAGAACCCGAGCUAAUUGGUAAGGAGCGCGAUGGAGGAAGGAGGAACAUGGAGAGGACUGUACAUAGCCGGGUGAUAGAGUACAUUCUCUAUAUGGAGUGAGAAUUGUGGAAUGAGGCAGGAUCCUAGGAAAAGGGGACUACGGCCUAGGUCCACUUUAGGAUGGGUGUUUCACUCAAACCGGCUGGAGUGGUGUGUGUCACUCACUCCUACUCCUCACCCCCAUUUCUCGGGCACUGUCUUGAUAUAAUCUCCCUAUCACCACCCCAUCGUUCCCAUCUUUCCCUUUAUCCUUUUCUCUUGGAGUCUCGGUGUCCCAAUUCCCACCGAAAAGAGCAAAACUUAGGCACCUUCAGAUCACUCCUCAGCCUAGCUUUGGGCCCAGUUAUUCCAAGUGAUUGCUGGAAUGAUGGGACGGAUGGGGUGGGUAGGUAAAGGUCUCUGAUCCUCAGAGGUCGGGGUAGGGGUGCCUUUUCCUAGUUCUCAGACACCUUGUGCACACAAUGUGACCUUCUGGAGAGGAGCCAAGUGAGAUUGCUUAGAAGCCCAGAAGCCAAGAAAGUCAUUCCAAUUGAAUCCUCUGUGAACCUCCCAGUAAGACUCCCCAAAUGUAGUCUGUCCCUGCACCCCCCUUUCCUACCACCCAACCCGAGGCUCCUGCCCCCUGUCCCCCACCCCCGGGAUGAAUUUCCUUUCCAAAUCCAAUAUCCAUGCCCAAGACCUCCCUCCAACCUCUCUUGGCCUGCCACGGGCCCUAGUUUGUAGAAAGCUUCCCUGCAGGGGCCUCUUUAUCUACUUAUGGAUCCUUUCCUUUUCCAGUCCAAAUCAAUGGGACGAUCAGAUGAAGAGGGGUCCACUCGCAGGGGUCCGAUCUUUAGGACCAGAGCGGACUUUCUCAGUAGAAGAGAUAAACAUUGCUAACUAAAUAAAGUGCCCAGGUGAGAGCAGUAAUACGAGGUAUGAAAUUACUGGAAUUCAACGUGAGGUCCCUUCUUCAAGAAAGACUCCUUCUCCCAAUAUCUGCACCAAGGCCUAAGUGUGCCCUGGGCACCAUGG
Messenger RNA from Callorhinus ursinus (northern fur seal), 1701 nucleotides. The record is from RefSeq and is a predicted model, not a curated record. NCBI's taxonomy places the organism in Eukaryota, Metazoa, Chordata, Mammalia, Carnivora, Otariidae.